Messenger RNA from Schistosoma rodhaini, 3591 nucleotides. The record is from the annotation of a GenBank genome assembly. NCBI's taxonomy places the organism in Eukaryota, Metazoa, Platyhelminthes, Trematoda, Strigeidida, Schistosomatidae.
AGUAAAUCUAGCUGAUAUUCAUUUAUUUGGCAUUGGAUUAUAGGUGCAGUUGUUUACAUUUAUUAAUCUUAGCAUCACGUGAUAUUUCUAACAUAUUUUUUCCCUAUAACUAAUCAUUUCUUAUGUCCAUGAUCAAUUACUUAGUUUGUUUUACUUAUCAUGAAAAUCCUCAUUCCGAUAAUUUCAUACUAAAACAUUCUGAGAAAACAUAAUGGCUUUCUCUACCCUUGAUGUCAUAAAAACAAACGAUAUAACUCUACUUGAUGAUGAGAACAAUAAAUAUGAAGGCAAAUCAGUUAUUAUUCAAUAUCCCGGUUAUCGUAUAUUAAUUAUAGACACUGGAUUAUUAGAAAAACAUAGAAAACCAAAUGUUUUAUCUACAAUUGAUGUCAUCAUUGUAUUACAAUGGAGUUCAACUGUUCAAUUAUCAUUAAAUAAUCUGUUCAAUGAAAUUGCUAACAAAAAAUUCAUAUUUGAAAAGUGUACAUGUUUAAUUCUACCAAUGAUAGGUCAAUUUAAACAUGUAAAAUUCAAUUCAAUUCAACAUAAAUCAAUAAAAUCUUCAUUGCUUAAAAAUGAUGAAAUUAAAGAAAUAAUUUGGUUACCUAUUGCAUUAAAACUAGGCUUGACUAUUUUACAAGUAUGUAAUGGAAAUAAAUUUUGGACAAGAUUUCAAUAUACACAAUCAAUGAAUUCAUUUGCAAGUGAAAAACUAUACCUUACUUUAUACAAUAAUAGCCAAUCAAUACAAAAAACAAAAUAUAAUAGUGAAUUUCUAAAACGAAGUUUAUUAUUAUAUGAAAAAUUUGGAGUAGGACAAUUGAAGAUAUUACCUAUUCCAACAGGAUAUGUUGCUAACCAUAGCUCAUCUUACAGUGUAUUGUUUACAUGGAUCCCUUAUGAAAUAGAACUGUCCAACAUAAUAGAACAUCAUAAGAAUUAUGUCAAAGUAUUUUUCUACUCAGUAACAUUAGAUUUAAAAAAAGCAAAUGAUUCUGUCAAUGAAACACAAUUAGUUCAUCAUCAAAUUGAAACUGAACAAAAGUUAAAUAAUGAAGCUAUUACAAUUACAAAAUCCCUUAUACAACAAUUAACACGAUAUGUUGGAAUGAAUUGUUCAAUUAAUAAGAAAGGAAGUAGUGAACAUGAUGUGACUUAUUCUCAGUCGAAAAUAACUCGGUCAAAAACAUUCACCUCAGGCUUAAAUCCUUUAAAACGUACAAUUUAUACAAACGGAGUACGUUCAACAACCAAUCCAAUUUUAAGGAAAAAUCGUGAACAGAAAUAUGAAAAUGAUGUGGUUAAGUCUCCUGAAGAUAAUCAUAAGCACAAAAAUGGAAUUAAACAAGUUACAUUCAGUGAAACGGUUAAAUUUGUUUCAACUGAAGAUUUUGUUAAGAAAGUCACAAUGAAGUCAUCUGUAAGUGUGAAUCAAUCAGUGACACCGGAAAUACUGUCAUCGCCAAUAGUAACGGGAAUAUCAACAAAAACACUAUUACCACCGCAAACAACAGUAGUUAAUACUAAUACUACUAAUGCUACUAUUACUACGAAUAUUCCUGAAAAUCCUGUUAUUGUAUCAAAUGAAAAAACUAAUGGCGAAUUGUUUCUUCAAUCUAAUGAAGAAUGUUCUUCUGAAGGGAAAACCGAGACUCUACUAAGUUCGCCCAUGUUCUAGUGCACAAUUCUUUCGAAAUUACACCUUAAAAUUGUUUUGAUUUUGUUCAGAAAAAGCAUGAAAGCUUUACGAUUAAAUCACCCAACUCAGAGAACAACAUCCCACUGGAAUCACCUCUUCGAACUAAAAACUUUCCUGAUCAUCUUUAAUAUGUCAUGGAUGGGAACAGUUACCUAUUUAUAAGAUUGGAUAAGGAAAGUGUUUUAUAAAGAAAACUACUUUAAGUCAGAAAAUGUAUAUUAAUUAAAUUUCUAUCAUUAGUUUUAAACAACAACAACGAAGAAGAAGGAAUUAUCGAAUGAUCCACGACUUUUCAUGAUUUUUCAGUUUGUCUUUAAAAAUGAUUUUCAUGCCAAAUCAACUUCAUGCCCUAAUCAACUGGCACAGCAUACAUUAAAUAAUCAUUCUAGACCUACAUCAUUAUUUGAAAAGGAUUCCGAUUAUCAAUAUUAUUACUAUUAUAAUAGUGAUCAGAAAUACGAAAAAUUUCCAUUAUCAGCCACCGUAUUAUUAGCUAUACCUGAAGGUGGUGAAAAUGACUACUAUGCUGAUUCACCACAAUGUAUAACAGUUAAAGAACUGAAAGAAUUAGGUUUGUACGCUAGUGAAGAGGACGAUGACGACGAAGAUGAAGAUGAUGAAGGUGAAAGCAACAUGAAUGAAGGCAGAAAUGAGAAUGAUACAGGAAGAAAUGUGUGUGAGUUAGAUAAUACAUUGCCAGAUGAUGGAACUAAUAGUUCUAGUUUUAUCAGUGAAACUGUACCCGAUUUUACUGAAAUACAUAUUCCAAACAAUAUCAGUCUAACACACCAUGAAGAAGUAAUGAUCUCAUAAUUACAUAUCUAUUAUAGUUUCAGAUAGCCUAACAAAAUUAUCAUCUUUUCAUAUCAUAUUACACAAUAUACAUCGUUUCGCGCAGCUCUACUUGUUAGAAUUUCGGCCAUGCAUAUUAGAUUUAUUUUAUUUCUAAUAUUUAUUUUUAACUACUUUCUAUUUCUGUAGUAGUUUAUAUAUUUUUUAAAAAGUUAAUUUUAUCCAGUAUUACCACGUUUGUUAAUAAUUAAAUUAAAUGAUUAAUGCAUUAUGUUGUUGUUAAUUAACCCACUCAACUGAAAAAGUUAUUGGUUAAUUCAUUUGAUGAAAUCUUACACGGUCUACGUGAAGAUUUUGUAAUAGUAUAUCCUUUUAGAAGUUAUUUGAAAAUUAUUCAUUGUCGUUACUCCAAAGUCUAGAUACUACUUUUUUGGAUAUGUUCACCUACAGACCAACAAACGCAAAUUCUAAUUUUCAAAUAGUACACAUUUUCAUAUUAAUAAUAAUUUAUUCAUAAAUAAUCAUAAUUAAAAUCUACUGAACUAUUUGUUUGUUUUUUCUCAGCGAAUAAGGUUUCCAUCAUUAUGUCGAAGUCUCGAUUGUUUUAUACAUUUGAAUAUUGUAGAUGAUACAUUUCCAUUCCUCAACCAAACUGAUCAACUUAGAAUUAUUAUCUCCUUAUGAUAUUCGAAAAUGCUAGAUCCUGCAAAACAUAAACUCAAAAGUAUCAUUUAAAUGUAUAAGCGAUAACACAUAAAUAUUCAGGAUAUAUUGACUGAUCAAAUAACAAAUCAGGAAAAUGAUUUUAUUAUUUUACAAUAUGUAAUGUGGAAAAAUCAAUUGAUCUUCAUAACUUGACUUAAUCAUACACCAUAUGUAACUUACAUCUCAUAUAAUAGGUCAUUAAAACAUGUAUUAGGUCACAGAAACUUGUCAGACUCGUAAUACUGUGAUUCCUCGUCGUCAACAGAUUAGAGUAGUAUUAUUACGGUUAGUAUGUAUAAUAAUUGUCUAUAAAAUGUAUUAUGUAAUUCUUAUGAGUUACAGCAUAACCAAGUAUUUUACUUGUAAAAGACUGAUGUGUGGGCGAGAAUGAUAAU